Molecule: messenger RNA, 594 nt
Organism: Pneumocystis murina B123
Lineage: Eukaryota; Fungi; Ascomycota; Pneumocystomycetes; Pneumocystales; Pneumocystaceae
Product: iron donor protein CyaY
Exons: 2
Coding region: 25-594 (189 amino acids)
Biological process (GO): intracellular iron ion homeostasis; iron incorporation into metallo-sulfur cluster
Cellular component (GO): mitochondrion
Molecular function (GO): ferrous iron binding; 2 iron, 2 sulfur cluster binding; iron chaperone activity
Source: RefSeq, a predicted model, not a curated record
UAAACUUGAUGAAUUUUUAAAAAUAUGAAAAAUUAUGGUACAUUAUUUUCUAUUGGUAGUGCCGGAUUUCUGAAAAGAAAAAGUCAGUUUGAAUAUAGAUUUAUACAUAAUAUUAUUUUUCAAAAUUUACAUUUAAUAAAAUUCAAUUAUCUAAAAUAUAAUUUGCAAAAUGUAGUUCUUUUGAAAAAAAAUAGUAAUAAGCUUGUUAAUAGAAUUCUUUUUGUAUUUUUUAGGAAAUACUCAUCAGAUCUUACAAUUAGAAAAUAUCACCAAUUAGCUGAUAAUACUAUAGAAAGGAUCUUAUAUGCAUUAGAACAGAUGCAGCAAGAUUAUCCUGAAAAGACAAUAGAAGUUGAAUAUUCGCAAGGCGUUCUUACACUUGAUCUUGGACAUUAUGGAACUUAUGUUUUAAAUAAACAGCCACCUAAUAGACAAAUAUGGGUUUCAUCCCCAAUAUCUGGGCCAAAAAGAUAUGAUUGGAUACCAUCAAAUGAUGAAAAGGACGGAAAAUGGAUAUAUUUACGUGAUAAUGGUAUUCUUGAAGAUAUGCUCAAAAGCGAAUUAAAGAAAAUUAUUGGUGAUUUAAAGCUAUAA